GGCCCUAUUGUAUCCCGAGGUUCAUUUACUAACUCUAGUUUCGAUGAUCAGAGUGAUACUGCAGGUCAUAUAGAUGUACUGCUUGAUGUACUCGACGAAGCCAGCUACAAGAUAACGUCUGAUGGGACACAGAACACUAUCUCAUUUGCCUCCUCCGAUCCUUGUACUUUCUCAAAUGGUACUUUGAAAGGAUCGGUCCCAAGUUCCGUCGUUACACCCGACCAACAAGUCAGCUUUUCGCCUUUGCGGCCCGAAGAACUUGGAGACCCUGUUAAUGACAUGAGCAAGAGUAUUCUGUCUAGGCAGCCUUCUCCAGAGGAUAUUGCAAGUUCCAGUCAUAAGGACAGCUUGCAGAUUCUUCAACCUAAUUAUAUAGAUCAAUCUUCAAAGAUGUGUCUUAAUGGCAAGGAUGACUCAAAGUUAACAUGCUCAUCUGGUUCUCAGAAUGGUGUGAAAACUUCACUUUUCAACUCGAAUUCUUCUGCUGGUCGCCCCUACUCUCCUUCAUUACAUCAAUCUCCGCCUCCGCUGAAGUCAAAGCCUCAGCUUAAUACCAUCUUGGUUAAUCCAACGGUUUCUCUCCUUUCCUCUAAUCGACCUGCCAAAGAAUCAAUUGUCUGUGGGGCCCGUGGAACAGCCCCUUUGGCCAAGGUAGAAGAGGAUCGGCAUUCGAUGCCUAAAGAGUUGAAUCCACCAUUGGAUGAGAUAUCCCCGAUUCCGGCUACGAUGGCAGAAGUUUGUUCCUUCGGCAGGCAGGUUUGCUCAGAAGAAGUUCCCUUAAAGCGCGAGAAAUUAACCGAAGCCUUAGAGAACGUUGAGACAGUUGCUGGACAGAGACAUUGUUGCUCUAAUGGAGAUUUUGCCUUACCAAUAGGCAGAUUGGUACAAGGACUUUAUGAUUGCGAGGCUGAGCAGCCAGAUGAGUUGACCUUUGGUCGAGGUGAGAUGAUUCGAGUGACUCGAUGUCCUGAUCCUGAGUGGUGGGUAAGUUACUGA
This is a messenger RNA of Protopolystoma xenopodis, 996 nucleotides long. The record is from the annotation of a GenBank genome assembly. NCBI's taxonomy places the organism in Eukaryota, Metazoa, Platyhelminthes, Monogenea, Polystomatidea, Polystomatidae.